Molecule: messenger RNA, 1060 nt
Organism: Pyrus x bretschneideri (Chinese white pear)
Lineage: Eukaryota; Viridiplantae; Streptophyta; Magnoliopsida; Rosales; Rosaceae
Exons: 7
Coding region: 208-837 (209 amino acids)
Source: RefSeq, a predicted model, not a curated record
CAAAAAUAAAUCAAAAUAGGGUGAAAAAGCAAAUGAGAAACAGAGGCUCUGAUAGAGGAAGAGGAGGAAGAAAGAGAGACUCGCAGCAGUUUUGAGUGAAGAUGACAAAGAAAAGCGGCGAGUUUCUCCUGCUGCUCGGCUGCCAUCACACUAUGGCUGUCUGAGGAAAAGUGCAUUUUUUACGGUUAUCUCCAUAGAUCUUGAGAGAUGGAAAAGGAAGGGAAAACCUCUAAAGCCACAGAGUCGGACUUUUUGCUGCAAUGGGGGAACAGAAAGAGGCUUAGAUAUUCAAACUUGAAUAAGGACGCAACCUUGAGCAACAACAAAAAACCGUCGGACUGUUUAAGGAAGAAGAAAAUCACUUCUCGGGCCGCCGAUAAAGAGUCUCCGGCUCCUCAUCCACUGCCCAAUCGCAUGGACAAGAGUUCAGCUUCGCCAAGGAAUAGUAGGAAGCUAUUUGUUACUUCACCGGAGAAGGAAGAUCGGUACUACACAACGAGGGGUUCAUUAGGGUUGGACGAGAAUGGGAAGGUGUUAGGAUUAGAUUAUCCUGGUUCUGCAAGGGAUGACAAAGGAAGCCAUGCUUGGCCAAGGUUAUUUCUAUCAUUGUCUAGUAAAGAAAAGGAAGAGGAUUUCAUGGCUAUGAAAGGGUGUAAGCUACCUCAAAGGCCCAAGAAAAGAGCAAAAUUGCUCCAGAAAAGCCUACUUUUGAUUAUGCCCGGUGUAUGGUUAUCGGAUUUGUGCCAGGAGCGGUAUGAAGUGAGGGAGAAGAAGACUUCAAAGAAGAGACCCAGAGGAUUGAAGGCCAUGGGAGGUAUCGAUGGCGAAUCAGAAUGAGAGAAACAUGUGAACAAAAGGCAAGAAGAUGCAACUUUUUUGAGUAGUUUGGACUCCGUAUGCAACUAGGGACAGAGAUCAAAGCCGGGUAAAAGAAAAAUUGAAAGAAACGGCAUGAUCUCUCUUCCUUUGGUUUGUCAAUGUGUUGCUAACAACUUGAUUCGAGCAACAGUCCAAUUCUGUUCAAACUUGAUUGCAGAAAGACGCACAUUUCUUUACCCAA